This is a messenger RNA of Cheilinus undulatus (humphead wrasse), 1835 nucleotides long. It is a transcript of the gene ca6, whose product is annotated as carbonic anhydrase VI. The transcript is spliced from 10 exons. NCBI's taxonomy places the organism in Eukaryota, Metazoa, Chordata, Actinopteri, Labriformes, Labridae. Gene Ontology annotation, molecular function: carbonate dehydratase activity; zinc ion binding. Bases 66 to 1685 code for a protein of 539 amino acids. The record is from RefSeq and is a predicted model, not a curated record.
AGGGGAAAUCUCCGUGAGACGUGAGUACCCUGCCGUCGGGGAGUAGCAGAGAGAAGGACGCAGCGAUGGAGUUUUUCUCUGUGUUUGUCUCUGCUGUUUUUGUCUGUGUCGUCAGUGCUGGGAUCCCUCAUGAUGGAAUACACUGGACAUACUCAGAGGGAGCUUUGGACCAAAUGCACUGGCCAACCAAAUACCCUGCCUGUGGAGGUAAGAAGCAGUCCCCCAUCGACAUCCAGCGGCGCAGUGUGAGGCACAACCCUGACAUGCUGCAGCUGGAGCUCACAGGAUAUGAUGCUCAGCAGGGAAACUUCCUCAUGUCCAACAACGGACACUCUGUUCAAAUUGACCUGCCUCCCACCAUGGCGAUCAGCAAGGGACUUCCUGGAAGAUACACAGCGGUCCAGAUGCACCUGCACUGGGGCGGCUGGGACCUGGAGGCCAGCGGAGCUGAGCACACUGUAGACGGCAUCCGUUACAUGGCAGAGCUUCAUGUAGUCCAUUACAACUCUGACAAGUACAAGAGCUUCACUGAAGCCAGAGAUAAGCCAGAUGGGCUGGCAGUCCUCGCCUUUUUCUACGACGAUGGGCAUUUUGAGAACACGUACUACAGCGACUUCAUCUCCAACCUUGACAAAAUCAAGUAUGCAGGUCAGUCCAUGAACAUUUCCAGCAUCGAUGUACGCUCCAUGCUCCCUGAGAAUUUGAACCAUUUCUUCAGAUACCAGGGCUCCCUCACCACCCCACCCUGCUACGAGAGCAUCCUGUGGACCGUUUUUGACACCCCCAUCACUCUGUCACACAACCAGAUCAGGAAACUGGAGAGCACUCUAAUGGACAUCGACAACAAGACCCUGUGGAAUGAUUACCGCAUGGCUCAGCCGCUCAACGACCGUGUGGUGGAGUCAUCUUUCCUGCCACGUCUUGGGAAAGGAACUUUCUGUCGGCAGGAUGAGAUUGAAUCCAGGCUUCUGAAGAUCGAGGGUCUGAUAACAUCUCUUGGAAAGCAUGUGACGUCAGGUGGGAUUCGCAACUCAAGGCCUUCAAGAUAUGAGGCUCGUGCUCUGUUCCCUCUGGUACUCCAUUUCCAGGAGAAAAAUUCUGGUGGUUAUGCUCUGGCCCGUCCUAGCCAUCCCAUGGAACUGGCCUCCUUCACCAUCUGCAUGCACCUCCUGCCUCAGCUGGAGGGCGUCCACACCGUCAUUUCCUACUCCAGCAACGGCAACGAGAAUGAGCUUGGCGUCUCCAUUGGGGAGGACAGAGACGCCAGAGAGGUCGGCCUCUGGAUCGGCAAUGAGUUUGUCAACCUGCCGCACAACUUCAACUCCUAUGACUGGGUCAACUACUGCAUCACCUGGUCAUCUCACACGGGCGGUGCAGAGCUGUGGAUCAAUGGUAAGGUUGGGGAGCAGCGAUACCUGAAGAGUGGCUAUGACAUCAGCCCUGGUGGGGUGUUCAUCCUAGGAAUAGAUCAGGAUGGGUUACUGGGAAUCUCCACCAACAAAGCCUUUCAGGGAAUGAUGACUGAUGUCAACAUGUGGGACUAUGUUCUGACCACGGCAGACAUCCGAGACCAAAUGUCGUGUGAGAGAAACAGCACCAUGGUGGGAAACGUGUUCAGCUGGGGGAGCACCAAACUCAGCAUGUAUGGAGGAGUGCAGCUGGACACUCAGUACAGAUGCUCCUGAAAUACAUCAGCUGUUUUUGAUUGGUUUAAAAUGCAAAUUACCCCAAAAUAUCAUUGGUAAUGUUGAGGAUUAAAUGUGUUAUUUUUAAUUCAAACUUUAUCUUAUGACUUUUCUGUAUCCAUGCAUCAUCAAUAAAGAUUUCUAAGUGUC